Molecule: messenger RNA, 717 nt
Organism: Penicillium cataractarum
Lineage: Eukaryota; Fungi; Ascomycota; Eurotiomycetes; Eurotiales; Aspergillaceae
Exons: 1
Coding region: 1-717 (238 amino acids)
Source: RefSeq, a predicted model, not a curated record
AUGAGCUCGUAUCUAGCGUCAUUCAAAUCCUCAUCCUCCAUCUCCAAUGCUCUGGGGUCCAGACUCAACAGCCUCCGCCGGGCCAUCACACUAGGCGACGAAGGAGACGACCCGGAGAACGAGGACUGCUCGCACAUCUCCAACGCCCUUCGAGCAUACUACACAGAAAAGGGGCGACCAUUCCCUGGCUGGCUCCCUCCCGACCCCAAGGCCCCGCCCUCCGCUGCACCUCGCCCCAUCGCAACCGCCUCCUCCGGACAAUACGGGCAAGCCCCCGCCGGUGCCUACGGCCGGGGUGGCGGUCUAGGUGACCUUUGGGGUGACUCGGGUGCACCUUCACCAGGAAGUGCGCAAACUGCCAGUCUCCGUCGUGGCCGUGGUAGCGCCGCGAGUGGUGCAAGCGGUUCGGGCCUGACACCUGCCCAGAGUGCCCCGCCAGGCCCUGUCAUGUCGCCCCCGCCUCAGCUCGCGCACUCGCAAUCUCACUCUCCUUCGUCAGGUGGUCUGCACCCUUCGGGUGCUCGCCCGCUACCUAGCCAGCGUUCGGGAUCGUAUCAGUCGACACAGUCUGGGCGGUCUAGUCAGGAUAGUAGAUCCGGGGCUGGCUCGGCACAGGAACGGCUGCGGGCAAGGUUGCAUGGUGGACGAUCCCCCAGUCCAGGGAAUAUCGAUCCGAGCGUUCGCAAGCCGGUGGGAGGAUCGGGACGGCAAUGGUAG